UAAAAUUAAAAUAUUUUUCUUUUCAGGUGGCAAUGGUAGAAGUUCAACUCAGCCAAAGGAUGCCACGUGAACUGUUAAUUGCAUUUAGCGUGUGUACAACUUUAUUAGUUGCCGUGCACAUGUUGGCACUUAUGAUUUCUACGUGCAUCUUGCCCAACGUGGAGGCGGUGGCCAGCGUUCACAGCUUUGCUGCCGUUUCGGAAUCUCCACACGAAAAGAUGCACUAUUAUAUUGAACUGGCUUGGGCCUUUUCAACCGUUUUUGGUAUUCUACUCUUCCUUCUAGAAAUAGCCAUACUGUGUUGGGUGAAGUUCUACGAUUAUUCGAGGGAGGCUGCAUUGGCCGCAACCAUAUUAUUGAUUCCCAUGGUCAUCACCUUCUUAGCAUUUGCUUUUCAUUUUUAUAGAAAAUUGGUCGCUCACAAGUAUGAACAGUCUGCUCACGGCUUGCAGGAAUUGGAAAGUAUGGUCAACCAACUCCAUUAUGAUGGAACAAACUUGCCUCUGAAUGGAUCACAUGUGAUAAAUGUGUGAACUUGUUAUACCAUUACAAUGGAACCGUGAUAUUUUUAUUAAUUAACGAAGCACAAGUGGUUUUUUUUCAUCAAAAUUAUAGAUUUAUUAAAUAUUUUCAUUCUGAGUAUAUUAUAUUUUUAGUAGUAACAUACUGUUUUAGCUACAGUAAUGCUCAUAGUUAUUUUUUGCUUACACUAUUUUUAUCAUUUGUAGUUUAUAGUAAUGAGUUUCCCUGGCACAAUGUAAAUGUGUGAGGCUGCAGUCUACUAUUCCAAAGACUGGAAUACAAAAACAUGUACUUAUAUCCCUAUUAUAUUAUAUUGAAAUCUCCCGUAUAUUUAUACUUAUAACAAAAUGUUUAUUAAAUAAUGCAUAAUGCAUUUAUAUAAAAUUGUAUUUUCUGAAGAUAUUUUCAAUACUUUAUACUGUUAUAUAUUGGAGUGUUAUAAAAAAAAUGCCAUUUAUGAGAUGCUUAAUUUGUAUUCAUAUAAAUAAUUUCUGGUACAAUUGAUGCAAUAAUAGUAUUAUUGUAUUUAUUGUAUUGUAAAAUAUAUAUUUAAGGAUGUAAAAUAUUUUUGAGCAAUAAAACUGUUAAUUUUAAGAUAAGUUAUAAAUUGUUUUUCCAGAUUUUAGGAUUUGCCAAAUUAAUAAUCAUCCAUAUUUAAACUUCUUUCCCACCAUUUUUCUGAGUAAAGUUUAAUAAGAUUUUGUACAACUUUCUGAAUAAUAUGAACUCUGCAGGUAUUUGUUACAAAAUGAUGGAAAUGACAAGAUCACUUAUUACACAGAUAAUUGUAUGAAUUUUGAUUUUGGAUUAGUCUGCAAAUAAUCAUGACUAUAUCUGAUAUUAGAAAUAUAAGUGUGAUAAAUAUUUUAUACAUUUUCUAACAGAAUUUAUUUUCAACUUUUAUUUAAUAAUAAAUGAUUUUGAUUUUAAAAAUUGAUGGAAUUGAUUUAUGAAAAGUAAUGAUGAUCAUCAUUUAAAACAUUACCAUAGCAAGAGCUAAAUAUCAUUAAAACUUUGAUUUUGGAAUAAUGUGCAAUUCUUAAACACUGUUCUGAGAGUUAUUAAAUCACUACAUGUACAGUACUUAAUCAUCAUUUUGAUAUAACAUAAUAUGCAAAAUUUCUGAAUUUUUUUUGUUUUUUUUUAAAUUUAUCACUUCCUAUUAUAACCAGUCAAAAUUUUUGAGCAUAGGUAAAAUAUCAAUAAGUAAAUGUGAUACUUUUGGCUUUUCAGUACAGAAAUUAAAUUAAUAAUUUAUGAAAUUCUUGAACCAAUUUUUAAACUAUCAUCAAAUUGAAUGGAUGUUGCUAUUAAAAUUUUCUUACACUGAUAAAUAUUUGUUAAUAUCAGAAAGGAAUUUCUGUAAGAUAAUGGUUGAACAUGUUAUUCCAUGCAAGUCUUAUACAAAUCUACUGAGUAUAAAAUUGAAGAAUUACUAUUGUUCAAUACUAAGUAAAUAAAUAGUGACAAAUAAUUGAUUUGUUCUGAAGAUUGGUUUUGUUAAACUGAUCAGUAUAGCGUCCUUUGUACAUUUCUUUGUACAAAGCUUUUCAAUCUUUAAAAUAUUGGUCCUAUGUAGGCAUUUAUCAUUAAAAAUAAAUUCAACAUUAACUUUAGAAAUUUUUUCAAAAACUUUCUAAAGCCAGAGCCAAAAAUCUUUAUAACAACUCCCAUGAUAAUCAAACAUCAGUAGUUGUUUUUAAAACUUUCCAGUUCCCUAUACUUUAAUUUUCUUACAGACAUCCUACACUCAUAGUGGAUAAUUCUUUCUAAACAUGAAGAAUUGUUGGCCAAUCUGGUUCAAUUCAAUAAAGAAAAUGAUAGAAACUAAACUUGAAUAAUAGAAACCCAUUCUCUUUAAUUGUGACGAACAUUUUAAACAUGUAUCCAGAGAUUAUUUCUUGUCCAAAAGGCAUUUGGGAAAUCAAUGUUUUAAAAGAUAAGGCUUAGGCAAAAAUUCUGGUACACCUCUAUUAGAAUGUAUAGAACAUAAUGUGUUGUACAGAUAAAGAAUAUUGUUUAACAUAUUAACAAUAAUGCUUGAUCAUGGCUGUUGAAAAGGGUUUUUAAUCUCUAUUCUUUCGUUAAGAAAAUUUAGAAAUUAAUUUGUUAAUUAAGAAUUUUAAAACCAGAGAAGUAACAGUUAUAAUUGAUUUAAUUUUAUAUGUAGUCUAUGGUAACUUUUGUGUUUUGUAUUGGCAUUUGUACAUAGACUAUUUUUCUCUGUAUUGUUUUCCUGAUUAUUAAAUUACCACUAACUGCUUCGAGAGAAUAUAAUUUCAUAAAUGCUGGCAAAUAUUUUUAU
Molecule: messenger RNA, 2827 nt
Organism: Centruroides sculpturatus (bark scorpion)
Lineage: Eukaryota; Metazoa; Arthropoda; Arachnida; Scorpiones; Buthidae
Gene: Orai
Product: calcium release-activated calcium channel protein 1-like
Exons: 1
Coding region: 33-533 (166 amino acids)
Biological process (GO): store-operated calcium entry
Cellular component (GO): membrane
Molecular function (GO): store-operated calcium channel activity
Source: RefSeq, a predicted model, not a curated record